Cladophialophora bantiana CBS 173.52 is the source of this 1773-nucleotide messenger RNA. RefSeq lists its product as uncharacterized. Gene Ontology annotation, biological process: positive regulation of transcription by RNA polymerase II. Bases 1 to 1773 code for a protein of 590 amino acids. NCBI's taxonomy places the organism in Eukaryota, Fungi, Ascomycota, Eurotiomycetes, Chaetothyriales, Herpotrichiellaceae. Gene Ontology annotation, molecular function: protein binding; transcription cis-regulatory region binding. The record is from RefSeq and is a predicted model, not a curated record. Gene Ontology annotation, cellular component: nucleus. The transcript has 4 exons.
AUGUGUCAAUACGAGCUCAAGACUUGCAAUGAAAAGAUUGAGAAAUACAAGGAAGUCAGAGAUUGGAUAUCGGACCAAGAACCAGAAGCUAUUCACUACAAUAUACGUUUCAACAGCCAUCUCGACAGAUAUCCAAAUUGUGGCAAAUGGGUUUGGGACACGGAUAAGUUUAACAAUUGGUCAAAUGGAGCCGCAGAAUUCCUAUGGAUCAAGGGCCCCGGUAAAUAUUACAAUAUCUCAACUAUGAUUGUAUUUGUUGACGUUGGCAGCUGGAACUGGGAAAACAACCUUGAUCAUAAUCGUCGCCUUGCAUACUACUACUGCUCAAAAGACGAAACUUCAAGGAACCAGUACCAGAAUGUCCUGAGAGCAUUGCUUGUACAAGCAGCUUAUGAUCCGGUUAGUGGUACCAUCUCUCAGAGUGUAGUGUAUGCUUUCAACGAGAACAAGAAGUUUCUAUCUUUUAGAAAGUGCAAGGAACUGAUUGCCGGAGUCUUGAAGGAUGUCAAGCUCAGGAUCAUGAUAGACGCUCUGGAUGAAUGCGACGAUCCAAAAGAGCUGUUGAAGGUAUUGCGGAAUCUCGCCGAGAUCGCCCCAGGAAGGCUUGAACUUCUAGUUUCCAGUCGACACAGCAUUCACGUCCGUGAAAGGCUUGACCGAGUUGUUGAAGUCGACGUUCAGCAAUUGAUGCCCAAAGCCGAAAUGCUUACAUAUAUCGAAACCGAAAUCAAAGAGAGGAAGACAGAUGAAAGACUUUUGAAAGGAAAGCGCCCAGAUCUCGAGGAUAGACUGAUUGUUAUUCUCAAUGAAAGAGCAAAUGGAAUGUUCCGCUGGGUUGAGUUACAACUCUCCUUUUUCUUGAAGCCGAAAGCUUCUGUUCUACGUCCAGAAACUGUUGAAGAUUAUCUCAACAAGCUCAACAAGAAAACACUUACUGGUGAGGAAGAGCUGUACGCGAUCUAUGACGCCAUCUUUAACCUCAACUCGCUCAACAAUUCCCUGGAGCGCAAGCACGCCAUGAAAAUCCAUCAGAUUCUGAUCCGUUCCCUGGUCCCUGUUACUAUGGAUAUGCUGGUUCAAGCAGUUACCUUUGAUGAAGUUAACUGCAGAGAUAUCGACGAUGUUCAACCCGAUUAUAUCCUUCAGCUCACCCAGGAUUUCAUGAUCGAAACACUACGAAAGACGCUAGAGCUUGCCCAUGUCUCAGCCAUGGAAUACCUGCAACAAUGCAGAGACCUCGACAACAGCUAUCAUCCGCAUAUCGCCACGUCUAAAGUCGAAACCCAAGUCGUCGACGCAAGAAUUUGGAAUCUUGUCGAAAUAGCAAGUGAAAUUUUGCCGACCCAAGAUCAGAGAGACAUUGAACUCCAAACCAGCGAGGGACAAUCACUGCUUCACUUGGCCGCUCAAUAUAACCGCGUUGAGAUUAUUGAGCUUCUGAGAAGCAAACGCGCGGAUCUUGAAGUUGAGUGGAUGGAUGAAACGACACUUGAGGUCGGCGUGGAUUCUCAUUCCCCUGACGCUGCUAGGCAGCUACUGAACGGGGGCGCCGAUCCUAAUCACCACACUCCGCUGGCAAUCGCGACAGUUCAACGUCAAAAAGAUCUAGGCCCAUUGCUACUCUCGCAUGGUGCCGAUCCGAACUGUAUCGAUGAUUCGGGUUUUACACCGUUGGCCUUAGCCCAGCUUAUUUCCGACUGGGGGAUUGAGAGUCUACUGCUAGCGAACGGUGCUAGACCGGAGAAAGCUGCCUUCGCAUAUGUCGAGAUUUGA